CAUUCCCAACGCAACCAUUGCCGCCACCACCACCACCACCACCACAAUCGCCUCCCUGAAACUAACCCAGCUGGGAAAUUUCAUUUCCAAACGCUCUCGUUCUCAACGGAGGUUGGCCUCCGCCAUGGCCGCUUCAUCCGCCGGCAACAGCAACAACAACAACAACAACAACACCGCCAUCCCUUUUCAGUUCUCUUCCGUUGACUCUCCUCCCCGGCUCCGUCUGACUCCCGAUCAGUUCGCCCGCUGCUCCGAAGCACUCUCUACCUUCAAACAAAAGCUCCAGUCGAACCCCCAGCAAAUCGCCCAAGAGUUUGCCCACCUGCAGGCCAACCGAAUUCGUCCCUCCCAGAUGGCGAAAAGCUGUACGGUCGCCUUGGACAGCGUUAACGUCAGCAAAAACCGCUAUACAGACAUUUUGCCUUUUGACGAUAAUAGGAUUGUUUUGAAUCCGUGUAAGGAUUAUAGACCUUCUGCAAAAGGCUAUAUCAAUGCCAGCUUAAUCACGUCAUCUUCCUCUGAAAAGGUAUCUCAGUUUAUAGCUACACAAGGCCCUUUGCCUCACACCUAUGAAGACUUCUGGGAGAUGGUAAUCCAGUAUCAUUGCCCUGUCAUUGUGAUGCUUACUCGAUUGGUCGACAAUUUCAAGAUGGUAAAAUGCGGGGAUUACUUCCAAGCCGAAGAUGGUCCUAGAGAAUUUGGUAAUAUAUGUAUUGUCACUAAGUGGAUAAAAACUACUGACAGUUCAUUAGUGUUGCGCAACCUUGAGGUGAAUUACAAAGAGUCAGAGGAUCCACCCGUGUCUGUUUUGCAUAUUCUGUAUCCUGAAUGGCCCGACCAUGGAGUUCCCCAGGACACAUUGGCUGUUCGUGAAAUUCUGAAAAGAAUAUAUCCUGUACCACCCAGUCUUGGGCCGAUAGUGGUUCACUGCAGUGCAGGUGUAGGGAGAACUGGGACAUACUGCACAAUUCAUAAUUCAAUCCAGAGAAUUCUUGCUGGAGACAUGUCUGCGAUGGAUAUUGCUAAAACUGUCACACUAUUUAGGUCUCAGCGAAUUGGAAUGGUUCAAACCAUGGAACAAUAUGUUUUCAGUUAUGAAGCUAUUGUUGAUGAAUUGGAAGACCUAAUCUCAGAUUUCAACAACAGUGAAAUCAGCUCAAAGUGCAGCUAGAUUGGUAACUGCUGCCCAUGCUUUUAAAGAAGUUGGAGCUGCUAUGUUACUUAUAUAAAUCUCCAGAAAUAUGCAAUUUAUGCUACCCUCCAUGCUCAUUCCCCGGCGAAAGUAAUAACGGUACUACUGAACAACCAACUCAAGUUUGCCUUUGAUGUUGCAGUUGGGUUUAGAUUGAUAUUGAAGAGAAAAUGUAGCCGACGCAGGAUGAAUCCCUUAGUUUCAAGUUGGGCAUUUUUGGGGAGUUUACUUGCUGUGUAGUGCCAAUAAGUUCAUCAAAUUCGUGUUACUUGUAGAUUCUUUUUUUUUUUU
This is a messenger RNA of Pistacia vera, 1483 nucleotides long. Its product is annotated as protein-tyrosine-phosphatase PTP1-like. Lineage: Eukaryota; Viridiplantae; Streptophyta; Magnoliopsida; Sapindales; Anacardiaceae. The record is from RefSeq and is a predicted model, not a curated record. Gene Ontology annotation, biological process: protein dephosphorylation. Bases 125 to 1171 code for a protein of 348 amino acids. Gene Ontology annotation, molecular function: protein tyrosine phosphatase activity. The transcript has 8 exons.